AUGGAUCAGGGAGCCACCUUGCGAAAUUUUGCCAAGACGGUGGUGAAUCUUAGCAGUGGUUUACUCUUAGCUAGGCUUCCGAUUCCGAGAAGUCGGAAUGUCGGAUGUGUCGAACUCUUUCUCAGCUUGGUAGACCUUGCCGGAGGAUGGACCUCCGCUGUGCAUCGCAGUUCGACGCCAGAGUCACCUCCACGCCACUAUGAGGCGACACUAGAGCUAUGGCGCAUGAUUAAAAGACAUGAGAUGUUCGAUGAAGUUGAUCCAAAAAAGAAGGCUCUAUCUGAGGACUACAUGCCAGUACUGAACAGCUCAACAUCGCCAUCUCAGUUCUUUACUUUUCCCUUUCGGAGAAAAAAACAGUGCUACACAAUUAAUCCUCCUGAUCUCUGCUACGAUGUUAUUUAUUUGGGAAAUGUGCUUACAAUAAUGGCAGGAGGUGAACAUUGUUUUGAAAAGCCUCUUGCUCUGAUUUGGAAGGCCUACUGCAGUAGAGCUGAUGCCGAUCUCAGUAUGGGCCUUGAGAUCACUCGGUCGGGAUUGAAGGCUAAAACGAAAGAGCAAGGACUCACUGAGUACUGGGCUAACCGUAUUACAUCAUCAGGCGCGCUACCGCACUAUCCAAAAAUAUUUUGCUGGAUAUACAGACAUGAUGGAAAAAGACUAAAACCGGAUCUCCGUUGUCAUGCAGUUCUCUGCAAAAGAUCCUCUGAUGCUGUUACGAUUCACAACAAACUACAGGAGUUUCUACAUGCUGCUCUUCAGAAGAGGAGUCGUGAAGUUCAAGAUCAACCGAGACUCGACAUGGCAGAUUUGAAAGCCGAUGAAUGCAGAAAGAAGUUCCGCAAACGGGUGUCGAUCAGUACUGGAUUACGGACCGAGAAGGAAGUGGAUGAUGUGAAGCAUGGUAAACACGACAAAUAUUGGAUUACGAGCUGA
Molecule: messenger RNA, 936 nt
Organism: Necator americanus (New World hookworm)
Lineage: Eukaryota; Metazoa; Nematoda; Chromadorea; Rhabditida; Ancylostomatidae
Exons: 7
Coding region: 1-936 (311 amino acids)
Source: RefSeq, a predicted model, not a curated record